Messenger RNA from Ficedula albicollis (Collared flycatcher), 860 nucleotides. RefSeq lists its product as uncharacterized. Lineage: Eukaryota; Metazoa; Chordata; Aves; Passeriformes; Muscicapidae. The transcript is spliced from 4 exons. The coding region runs from base 48 to 860 and encodes 270 amino acids. The record is from RefSeq and is a predicted model, not a curated record.
UGCUGGGUUCAAGCCCAAACCAGAUUGACACAGAAUAGCGAAAACCUAUGUACACUGGGAUUCUUAAUGUCAAAUAUUACAGUGUUUCACUGUGGGUGGACAAAUUCUCCCUGGUUCAGCUUGGUCACAGAAGACCACUUCUGGGAGCCACCAGGCUGAUGGGUUCCGACCUGCUGGACCUCCCACUCGGAGUCAAGAUCCAUCUGAAGCCCAAGUCCAAGACUGUCUUCUGCAGGGGAAAGCUGGGGGAAACGCUUAACGGGCCAUGUCCUUCUUUCAAUCUGGACGAUCCCUACAUCCACCACCCUGCACCACCAGUGCAAUACAACCGCCUGCAUGACCCCCACCUUCGGGACUACCACAAGCGCAAGGACAUCCUGCGGAUGCUGAAGAGACAGGGAGUCAUCACCAGUGACAACAAGGUCGCUUUGGGUGUUGGGCUGAUCAAGAACAGCCCUCUUCAAGCGGGGCUCCCACAGCCCUGGCUGCAGCCGCCUGCUGCUGUCAGAGGGCAGGGCUGCGCGCUGCUGUCCCUGGGAGCAGAAGCAGCACCAACAUCCCCCUGGCAGGUCCCACUCCUGCCCUUCUCAGCCUGCCCCACGCUGCCUGUUCAGCCCUGGCUGGGGGGACAUCAGUGGCCCCAACACCAGGAUAUGGGGGGAGGGCUUGGGGGCAGCUCCCCUCCUGCUGGGAGAAUUUUCAAGGGCCUGUCCCAAGCCCAGCCACACCCCAAGGCGGAGAGGAGAGCUGUGCUGCUGAGGACACUCUCCCCUCCGUGCACCCACAGUUUUCCCGACAGCCUGUCCCUCUGGAGAGUCCCCAGCCCCCUGCCCAGGCCGGAGCACAGCACAGAUCGGUGA